Messenger RNA from Symbiodinium natans, 1272 nucleotides. Lineage: Eukaryota; Dinophyceae; Suessiales; Symbiodiniaceae. The record is from the annotation of a GenBank genome assembly.
AUGCCGUUAGGACCAUGUUUGGGCGGCUCAUGGCUGGGGGCGAUGUGCCAGAAGAGCACCGGGAGAAAGAGGAAAAGAAGGGCGGCGAUGACGACCGUGAUCGCUCUCGAGAUCGCCAUCGCGGGCGCGAGCGUGACCGUCGAUCCCGCUCCCGCUCACGUCGACGAUCAAGGUCUCGACGACGCUGAGCCAAUCCCCAGUUCCAUGUCAGUUUCGCAGGAUGCGAGUGUUGACAUUCAAGUGGACAGGUGCGGGGGGCUGGAUGCUUGUGUCCUACCCUUGCCAGCGCUCCAGCAGCAUGAUGCCCAAGCAGCCAAGUACGACAAGUACUCACGCUUAGACUGGCUGAGGCGAGCCUUCAAUGCGGCCUCGUUAGAAGAUCAGGAGGACCUACCCAUCCCGGAGGCGCGAGAUGAGGCUAGGCAUGCAAGGAACAACUACCAUCUCUACGAGGAGAUUGGGCAUGGCAAGUUCUCGAAGGUUUACAAGGGCCGGAAGAAGUUCACCAUCCGCUUCGUCGCCGUGAAGAGCUUCGAGAAGAGCCGGAGGGAGAAGGUCCUGAUAGAGGUGGACAUCCUAUCGAAGCUGAACCAUCCGAAUGUGCUCGGCCUCAUCAACUGGUAUGAGACGCGAAAUCACCUAUGGGUGAUCUUUGAGUACUGUGCCGGGGGUGAUCUCCUGAGGCUGCUGAAGCAAGACAGCAGCCUCCCUGAAGACCAGGUGAGAGCCUUUGGUGUGGACAUCUGCGCUGGCCUUUUGCACGUGCACUCGUGCGGCUUCGUGUACGGCGACCUAAAGCCGGCCAACAUCCUCUUCGACGAGAACGGAUCGCUGAAGCUCUGCGAUUUCGGGCAGGCCCAGCGCGUGGACGACAUCGAGCGGGCCCUGGCGGAGGGCCGGCAGCCCCCGCGCAAGGGCUCCCCGCAGUACAUGGCCGCGGAGCUCUUCCUGGAGGGUGGCAUUCACUCCUUCGCCUCAGACCUCUGGUCACUGGGCUGCGUCCUCUUCGAGCUGCUCAAGGGCGCGCCGCCCUUCAACUCUGUGUCUUUCCAGCAGCUGCAGCACCUGGUGCUGUCGGAAGUGCCUCCGCCUACAAGGGCCUCGCGGGACUUCCAGGACCUUACGAUGCAGCUACUGCGGAAGUCUCCGGUCGAACGUAUCACGUGGCCUUCGCUGCGUCUACAUGGCUGGUGGGGCGGCCAGGCGCCGGGCGACAGUCGCGAUGUACAGGUGCUGGCCGGUGAGCGAUUGGGCUUCCUUCAGAGAUCUUAG